AUGACAAUUUUCUCAAAUAUGGAUGAGAGAAUUGAGAGGAUGAGGCAGGUUGCUCAACAAGGAAAUAUUGAUGCCUUUUACCUCAUAAUUCAGGAGGAUGUAAAACUUUUGGAGCACAUGGAUAAGCUACCAUUUGUUGAUACUCCCUUACACAUAGCUGCACAGGCUGGGCACAUCCCAUUUGCUAUGGAGCUGAUGAGGUUAAAGCCCUCAUUUUCUAGCAAGCUUAAUCCUGAUGGGUAUAGCCCUAUUCACCUUGCUCUACAAAAUGAGCAUAUCGAGCUGGUGCGUCGGCUUGUAGAGGUCGAUGGGGACCUUGUCCGUGUCAAAGGAAGGGCGGGUAUCACUUCUUUGCAUUAUGUAGCGGCAACAACAGAAACAGAUGAUCACCUUAAUCUAUUGUUAGAUUUUCUCAAAGCCUGUCCCAAUUCUAUUGAAGAUGUGACAGUUCGAAAUGAGAGUGCUCUGCAUAUUGCCUUGAAAUACGACAAGCUGGAGGCUUUUCUACACUUGGUGCGAUGGAUGAGAAGGAAUUGGUCUCAAAAUCCCAUAUUGUGGGAGAGUAAAGUACUCAACAGGAAGGACGAGCAGGGUAACACGGCAUUGCACAUUGCGGUAUCCAAAAAUCAACCCAAGGCAGUGAAGCAGUUAUUAUAUUCUGGUGUUGAUGUAAACAUUAAGAAUUUAGAGGGUAAAAAAGCAGGGGACAUCUUGGCACAACAAACUCAAGUAGAAAAUAGUAAGAUCAAGGUUAUGCUACAGCGUGCUGGGGCUUUACCAUCUUCAUCUAUUCCUCAAGUUUAUUACUAUGCACAAUACCUAUGGACUAUAUUCUCAAGGCUUGAGAAAUCAAGAUUACAUUUUAUUAGUGAAUGGAUCGAAAUAUCAGACGACAGGCGCAACGUGCUUUUGGUGGUUGCCACACUGCUUUUGACUGUCACCUAUCAAGGAGUACUCAGCCCUCCCGGGGGACUUUGGCAAGAUGACCAGAGUCCUGGAGCCAAUCAAACCAAUAUCACAUUACCGGUCAUAAGAAAAUUCAAUUCAAGUGCUCCUCUUGAAAACGAAGCAGGGACACCCAUUGGUCUUAGAAAUUUUCCUUUUUGGGUGUUCUUGUCAUUAAAUUCUUUGACAUUUAUGCUCUCAUACUCAACAAUUCUUCUCCUCAUUCCAACCCAGCACAUUUAUCGAAUAGUCCGCCUAUCUCUUAUUUCCCUAUCUAUUUGCUACAUAGUUUCAUUGACCGUCAUAAUCCCAACUCGAUUUUGGGAAAUUUUUUGGUAUGUUUCUACUGGCCUGUUUGUUUGUAUCUUCCUACUAAAUUCUUCUGCUACUUGUGUAGCAUGGUCUUAUAAGGCAUUACUCUAAAAGACUGCAAGGUUCAAUGCUAAGUCGUUUGCUGAUUUGUUCAUGGAGGAAGAAUUUAUGGGACAAAAAUUAUAUAAAUAAGCUAAGCUUGGAGCUGUAUGCAUCUUUAUUGGUGUGUCAAUUUUUACUUUUGU
Messenger RNA from Quercus lobata, 1502 nucleotides. RefSeq names its product ankyrin repeat-containing protein BDA1-like. NCBI's taxonomy places the organism in Eukaryota, Viridiplantae, Streptophyta, Magnoliopsida, Fagales, Fagaceae. The transcript has 2 exons. The coding region runs from base 1 to 1368 and encodes 455 amino acids. The record is from RefSeq and is a predicted model, not a curated record. Gene Ontology annotation, molecular function: protein binding.